Daphnia carinata is the source of this 2605-nucleotide messenger RNA. RefSeq names its product gamma-tubulin complex component 3-like. The transcript is spliced from 13 exons. The record is from RefSeq and is a predicted model, not a curated record. Gene Ontology annotation, molecular function: microtubule minus-end binding; gamma-tubulin binding. NCBI's taxonomy places the organism in Eukaryota, Metazoa, Arthropoda, Branchiopoda, Diplostraca, Daphniidae. Gene Ontology annotation, biological process: mitotic cell cycle; spindle assembly; microtubule nucleation. Gene Ontology annotation, cellular component: equatorial microtubule organizing center; spindle pole; gamma-tubulin small complex. Bases 120 to 2549 code for a protein of 809 amino acids.
GAAAAAGCAGUAGAUCAUUUUAGUUUUUUUUUGAAAGUCUGCUAAUGUUCGUUACCCGCGUUUUUGCUUAUGUAUUUUGUGUAUAAAAAUAAAUACAUUAGUUUUGACAAGAUUGAAUAAUGGAUGAAAAUACAAUUCCAGCUCUCGUCGAGAAACUUUGCAGAUCCUUAAGCAAUGGAAAAUCCUCAGAAACUAGUAAAGAAUACGAAGCAAAAUACAAGCUUGCACUACAGUUAUUGUCAUCUCAGCAACUCUCUUUGCACAACCAUGAAACAGAGUUUUCAAUUGUUCAGAACAUAAAAAAGUUGCUUGGUAGCAAGGAACGGUAUCAGGAUGCUAGAAAGUUUGAUGAACUGUACACCAGAUUGACCUCAAGUUCAAUCCUCAAAAACAGGAAAGCUGUUUUGGAACUAAUGUACUAUUUGGCUCAAACUCCUGCUUCAGCAGCUACAGAACCCUUGAUUCGCCAUUCAUUCACAUUGCCAUCAUUGGUGACAUUUACUUCUGAUACUACAACAAUUGUCAAAACUCCUAAAAACACUGAAGCUCCUUAUUGUCCUUUGGCUUCAACAACAUUACAAAAGAAAACUUCUGCACAGUCAACACUUUAUGGUCAUUCAGAUGUCUCCAACCAAGUUUUACUGAGAGAAAUUUUGUAUGCAUUUCAAGGCAUUCAAGGUCAAGUCUUCCAGUGGGAUGCAACCCAUGAGAACCUUCAGCUUAAAUCAACUGUCAAAUUGCCAAAAGCUUUGAAACAGAUGAUUCUCAGUUUGGUUGAGCUAGGAUGGCUUUUUCACAAAGUUCAAAAAUAUUGUGAAUCCCCCAAAACUGAAUCAACAUGUGGCUUAGCUGCUAGAGCUUUCGCCGCUGCUUUGCAAGAGGAACUGAGUGAAUAUUACAGGCUGCUAGCAGUUCUUCAGUCCCAGAUGGAGGUACAAACUAUCAGAUCGGGUGAUACCGUUGGAGUAGAGACGCAAGGUUUAACAUUCCAGAGACUGUUAGUAUGGACGAAAGAACCUAAAGCCCGGAUGAAACUGCUGGCCGCUCUGGUGGAAGCUUGCCAUGGCCAACGAGGCGGAGCUCUGGCUUCAGUCAUCCAUUCGUUUGUUUUACAAGGCAACGCCACCUUGAAAACUGUUGUAUUGAAAAUUCUUGUCCAAGUAUGUCGGCCAUUGUAUGAGAUGCUGAUGCUUUGGACCUUUGAGGGUGAAUUGCGUGAUCCUUACGGCGAGUUCUUUAUCGGCAUAAAUCUCGCCGUAGAUCCUGGCAGUUUGUGGAAUGACAAGUACUAUGAACGUUCUACCAUGGUACCCAAUUUCUUCACUCAAGAGCAGGGCCAUCAAGUAGCCACCACAGGAAAAAGCAUAUGCUUUCUUCGCGAGAUAUGUCUCGAUAAAAGCCCUAUACCUGGCUUGAACCAGAUUCGCCGUACAGCUGAGGAACGUAGUGAAUCGCUUCUGUCCCUGGAUUGGGAAUCGAUAGAAGAAGCUUACAGCACUGCGUCUCAAUAUUUGUUACAAGUCUUGCUGGACCGCUAUCAUAUCAAGCUUCAUUUAUGUGCGCUACGUCAGUACUUGUUACUUGGCCAAGGAGAUUUCGUCAAUCAUUUAAUGAAGCUUGUCGAACCCGAGCUGGACAAACCAGCUAGUACACGAAUGAGCCGUUUGUUGGCCUCCAUUCUCGACAAGUGCAUCCGCUGCACCAACAGCCAAUACGACGACGCUGACGUUCUGAGAAGGCUUGACGUGCGCAUCAGCGAACCGUCACAGGGUGACAGUGGAUGGGAUGUUUUUAGCCUCGACUACAAAGUGGAUGGGCCACUUGGUACCGUGCUGACACCCGAAGUUAAAACCCGCUAUGAAACACUAUUCUACGCCCUGUGGCGAUCCAAACGGAUGGAAUGGAUUAUGUCCAAAUUGCGACAUCAACAGUUGACGGAGGGUCGACAGCUCAGAGGCUUAUUAGAGGUCCAAGGAGUACUCCAUCAAUCCCAGCUGCUACUUUCCGAGAUGAUUCACUUUGCCCAAGAGAUGAGUCACUACCUGUCUUUCGAAGUAGUGGCCUGUGCUUGGGAACAGUUAAGCGUUGCCCUGCGCAGUUCCAAAACGAUGGAUCAACUCUUGACCGCUCACGAACACUUCCUACAGACGGUCACUAGCCGAGCGCUUCUCGACGAAGAGUCCAAGGAUAUACGAGAUCAUUUGAGAGGCAUCCAUGAAGCCAUGCUGCAAUUCAGCCAAAUCCAAGAAAGACUAUUUUCGUCCGCCAUUCUCGAAGUGGAAAAACGCCAGGGGAAAUCCAAAUCGAGUAUCGAGACAUUUCUCCCCAGUAUCAAAGCCAAACUGUGUGCUAUCAGCGCCUCGUACCAGAACUUUGUACAGACGUUUCUCUUCAUGCUGUCGUCUCAUUCCGACCCCAAUUUGCAAGGACUCGGCGUCCGGCUCGACUUUAACGAGUGCUACCAGCGUAAAGAUACUCGAUUGAGUAUGUCUUUGACAUAUUUUCAUAGAAGAAUGACUACCUUGUCUUUCCCGUCUCAACUGCACUAAAGCCACUACGUAAACACAGAAAAAAACAAAUCUAAUAAAUUUCUUUUUCCUUAUUA